This is a messenger RNA of Eruca vesicaria subsp. sativa (arugula), 255 nucleotides long. The record is from the annotation of a GenBank genome assembly. NCBI's taxonomy places the organism in Eukaryota, Viridiplantae, Streptophyta, Magnoliopsida, Brassicales, Brassicaceae.
AUGGACUAUAACAUAAAACAUAGCCGUUCAGCUUUGAAGGGGGGAAGGCGUCUUGAAGAGGUAACGUUAACGAAACGGCUUAGAGAGCUACAGAAACACACUAGUUUCUGUAUAGAUAUCGACAUGGAGAUUUUACUGGUAACUUUUGACGAGGCGGUAAGAAAUGAAAACAAUGCUGUUUCGAUGGCUAUAAGUGGGAUGCAUGGAAACUUUAUAGACACCUCUCUAGCUUCUCCAUCGACAAUAGCGUUAUAA